AUGCCUGAGGGUGCUCCAGUAGGUGGAUCCAGCACCCACAGUCUAACGUUUGUCACUGGCAACGAUGGAAAACGCAAAGAAGUGCAAGCAUGUCUUGAGGGGUACGUCGUUGUUGAGAAUAUCAAGUUAGAUCUUACCGAGAUACAAAGCAACUCGGUAUUUGAAAUCAGCAGAAAUAAAGCACUCAGAGCAUACGAAAUUGUCAAACGUCCAGUACUAGUGGAAGACACCGCGCUCCACUUUGACGCACUGGGAGGGCUACCAGGUCCGUAUAUUAAGUGGUUUCUUGAAAGUAUGUCUCCUGUAGGGCUUACCAAACUUUUGAAAGGGUUCGACACUCGGCGGGCGUACGCUCUCUGCGUCUUUACCUACUGCGCGGGAGCGGAUAUGGUGCUGCAGUUUGAGGGGCGAUGCGACGGCACGAUUGUGGAGUCACCUCGCGGGAAGCAUGGCUUUGGCUGGGACUCUGUCUUUGAACCGGACGAGGGUGGUGGGCAAACCUAUGCGGAAAUGCUGGUCAAUAAGAAGAACCAAAUAUCACACCGUGCAAGGGCCCUUGUGGCGUUAAAAGCGUACUUUUGUCACUAA
This is a messenger RNA of Trypanosoma rangeli, 588 nucleotides long. RefSeq names its product Inosine triphosphate pyrophosphatase family protein isoform 1. Gene Ontology annotation, molecular function: nucleoside triphosphate diphosphatase activity. Gene Ontology annotation, cellular component: cytoplasm. The transcript has a single exon. Bases 1 to 588 code for a protein of 195 amino acids. Lineage: Eukaryota; Euglenozoa; Kinetoplastea; Trypanosomatida; Trypanosomatidae. Gene Ontology annotation, biological process: nucleoside triphosphate catabolic process. The record is from RefSeq and is a predicted model, not a curated record.